Messenger RNA from Colletotrichum higginsianum IMI 349063, 1104 nucleotides. Its product is annotated as Beta-xylanase. Bases 1 to 1104 code for a protein of 367 amino acids. NCBI's taxonomy places the organism in Eukaryota, Fungi, Ascomycota, Sordariomycetes, Glomerellales, Glomerellaceae. The record is from RefSeq and is a predicted model, not a curated record. Gene Ontology annotation, biological process: carbohydrate metabolic process. The transcript has 3 exons. Gene Ontology annotation, molecular function: hydrolase activity, hydrolyzing O-glycosyl compounds.
AUGCAUAUACAAUCUUUCACCGUGCCUCUGCUGGCGGCGUGUCUGCCCAUCGCCUCCGCUCAGCUCGACUACUAUGCGAAGAAGGCCGGUCUGUUGUACUUUGGUGCUGCGACCGACACCCCCGGACAACGUGAGCGUGCCGGUCUAGAGGCGGCCUACGAGCAGUACGAUGCCAUUCUCGACGACACAAACGAGUUCGGUCAGACGACGCCGACCAACGGUCAGAAGUGGCUGUUCACCGAGCCUGAGCCCGGCGUUUUCAACUUCACUGAGGGCGACAUCGUCACCUCCAUCGCCGAGGAGAACGGCCAGCUCCUCCGCUGCCACGCGCUCGUCUGGCACAGCCAGCUCGCCCCCUGGGUCGAGACGACGGAGUGGACGCCCGAGGAGCUGACCAAGGUGAUUAUCCGCCACAUUCACGAGGUGGCUGGACACUACAAGGGCAAGUGCUAUGCCUGGGAUGUUGUCAAUGAGGCCCUCAACGAAGACGGUACCUACCGCGAGUCCGUUUUCUACAACGUGCUCGGCGAAGAGUACCUCAAGCUGGCCUUCCGCACGGCAGCCGAGGUCGACCCCACGGCGAAGCUGUACUACAACGACUACAACCUCGAGUCCGUCGGUCCCAAGAGCGAGGGCGCCAAGCGUAUCGUUAAGCUGCUCCAGGACGACGGUAUCAAGGUCGACGGUGUCGGCAUGCAGGCCCAUCUCGUCGCACAUCGCGCGCCUACUUUGGACCAGCAAAUCGCUGUCAUCCGCUCGUAUGCCGAGCUUGGCGUUGAGGUGGCCCUGACGGAGCUGGACGUUCGCAUCGAGCUCCCAGUCAACGAGACGAACCUCGAGUGGCAGAGGGAAGCUUACAAGAACUCUGUCGGCGCCUGCGUCCAGGUCUCUGCCUGCGUUGGUGUCACCAUCUGGGACUUCUACGACCCCUUCAGCUGGGUCCCCUAUGUCUUUGACGGCGAGGGUGCCGCCCUUCUCUGGUUCGACGACUUCAGCAAACACCCAGCCUACGAGGGCGUUCUUGAGGUGCUGAAGAACAAGACUGCCGCGCCGUGCAGGAGAAGACGGUCUCUGAACUCUGGUAAAAGCAAGAGGCUCUUCUGA